Sphaerodactylus townsendi is the source of this 1806-nucleotide messenger RNA. It is a transcript of the gene TIGAR, whose product is annotated as TP53 induced glycolysis regulatory phosphatase. The record is from RefSeq and is a predicted model, not a curated record. Gene Ontology annotation, biological process: fructose 2,6-bisphosphate metabolic process; positive regulation of DNA repair; negative regulation of glycolytic process. Gene Ontology annotation, cellular component: cytosol. The transcript is spliced from 6 exons. Gene Ontology annotation, molecular function: fructose-2,6-bisphosphate 2-phosphatase activity. Lineage: Eukaryota; Metazoa; Chordata; Lepidosauria; Squamata; Sphaerodactylidae. The coding region runs from base 66 to 911 and encodes 281 amino acids.
AGUUGGAUCCUUGGGGUUUGGAUUUCUAGUACAAAGGGGGCUCGCGUGGGCGGAAGAUCGCGAGCAUGCGCAGGAGGUGCACACAUGCAUGCCUGCCUUUAGCGUUGGGUGAAUGUCAGGGUGGAGAAACAAGAUACAAUAAAGAGAAGAUACUGCAAGGGCAGGGCAUAGAUGAACCUCUCUCUGAGACAGGCUUCCAACAAGCCCGUGCUGCAGGUGUGUUUCUCAGCAAUACCAAAUUUACUCAUGUGUUCUCAAGUGAUCUGCUUCGGGCAAAGCAGACGGCAGCCUCGAUUCUCGGAAAGAGUCAGUUUUGCAAAGAGACUGCAGUAAAGUAUGAUCCAAGACUCCGAGAACGGGGGUAUGGAGUGGCAGAAGGGAGGCCCUUGAGUGAUCUCAGGAUCAUGGCAAAAGCUGCGGGGGAGCAGUGCCCAUCCUUUACACCUCCUGGAGGAGAAACCCUAGAAGAAGUAAAAGCACGUGGUGAGGACUUCUUUGCAACUCUUUGCAGGCUCAUUGUUAAGGAAGCGUGUCAGGAAAAACAAGCUCCCGAAAGGACAGCCGGAAACGACGCAGACAAACCUAGCACCUUGCUCACAAACCACCACGGAAGCCGGGAGUUUCAUUCCAAUCCCAUUGGAGCUACCGAGGAGCUGUUUGCCAGUGUCCUGGUCGUGAGUCAUGGGGCAUACAUGAGGAGCUGGCUGAGCUAUUUUGUUUCGGACCUAGGAUGUAUUUUGCCAGCCUCUUUGACAAAGACUGAGCUCUCUUCCGUGAGUCCCAACACUGGGGUUAGUCAGUUCAUUGUAAAGCUUGAGAGUAAAGAUAACAUCAAACCUAAAAUCCAAUGCAUUUGUCUGAACAAAAACGAUCAUUUAGGUGACGUGGCCGCUGAACAUAUUAAGCUCUGAAACAGCAAAGACAAAAAAAGCAAUGUGUAUUUAUGCAGUGAGCGCAAGCAUAUUUUCUUCUACAUUAUUUGAGUUGUUUGGGCUGUUUGAAAAGGGGCAAAAUAAGAGUAAAUUCAUCUUCUGUUGCAAAAGUUAAUUUUUUUAGCAACUGAAUUUAGGUGAUUCACACAGGCUGAUUCUGCAAAGGCAACUCCAAUGGGUUAAAUUAGGGGUGGCCAACCUGUGCUGCUCCAGAUGUUAACGGACUACAAUUCCCAUCAGCCCCUGCCAGCAUGGCCAAUUGGGCUGAUGGGAACUGUAGUCCAUGAACAUCUGGAGCACCACAGAUUGGCCGCUCGUGGGUUAAAUGAACCCAUGAUGAGUUAAAUGAACAGUUUUUCCUGUGCUGCCGUUUACACGACGGGGGACGGGGCCAGCCAGGAACCUGGGAUCCUGGCAGCAGGAGCCAACAUAGUUCACAUGGGAAACGAGGUGUUUCCCUGCGAACUGCACAGCUGAGAAUCUCACCCACCUGAGGAACCCCCUACCCACUUCCCAGCACAACAUGGCUGCCGCCUAUUAGAAAAUCCCUUCUAGGGGCGGCCGCAUGGGGAACCCACCCUGAGGUGAAAUGAGCCCCCUCCAGUAGUUCCUACUUCUAACUGCAACCCAGUUGCAAAAGGCAGUGUUUGGAGCGAGUGGGGUUAGGAAUCCAUCAUAAUGGUGGAUAGAAGGGGCUAGGAAUUGAACGCUUCCUGUUUGCCUUAGUUGGCACAGGCAAGCAGGAAGCAUUUUUAAAAAGUUGCCGGUUUAGCAACUUACAUUUAAGCCGGGUUCAGGCUAAUAUAGCAGAUUAGAAGCAUUGGGGGGGGGGAGGGGACCGGGGGGGGGGCAAGUUCUGUGGGAACUUUUCCCC